UCACGUGAUGCGGCGCGUUUGUGCGCGCUCAGUCGUGCGAGAACCCCCCUCGGCUCAUGUGUGCGCUAAGGCGGGACGUCACAGAUCAAGAGGCCACGCUGGAGCGGCUGUCACAAGUAUUGCUUCUGAGACUGUUCUGCAGUUACUGGUCUUUCAUCCAGUUGUUCCAGCUGUUUUCUCAGUGUUGCCAGAUCUCUACAUGACCGUGUCAGAGAUGUCGUGGCGCUCGUCCUUCCACUGCUCCAAGUUCCGUCACGUAUUCGGGAAAACAUCCAGCAGGGAGCAGAGUUACGACAGCGUUCCUAUCACACGUGGAGUCCAUGACAAUCACUACUGCUCUGUUAAUCCUUGUUUCAUCGCCAUGGUGACCGAGUGCACCGGGGGCGGGUCCUUCCUGGUGCUGCCCAUCCAUCACACAGGCAGAGUUGACCCCCAGCACCCGAGGGUGUGUGGUCACAAGGCUCAGGUUCUUGACGUCAAGUGGAACCCGUUCAACGACAGCUGCAUUGCCUCGUGUUCUGAGGACUGCACGGUAAAGAUCUGGGACAUUCCACUCAAUGGCAUCCAACGGAACCUCACACAGGCUCGGAAGAGUCUGAUUGGUCACUCCCGGAGGGUGGGGCUCAUCGAGUGGCAUCCAACUGCCGAGAACCUUCUGCUAAGUGCGGCCUACGACUACAAGGUCCUCCUCUGGGAUGUGUCGCAGGAUGGGCCGGUGCUCAGGCGCCCCGUGCGUGUGGUCAUGGCGCCCAUCCGCCACCGCUUCCCGUCAGAGAUGUUGCUGCUCUCCGUCAGUUUCAACCAGGAAGGAAACCGGCUGGCGGUCACAUGUAAAGACAGACGCGUUCGAGUGCUGGACCCUCGCACUGGAAGGAUCCUCCAGGUCUCCUGCAACAAGUUUCACAGGGCCAACAAGGUUGUGUACAUCGGAGGUUUGAAGAUGCUUCUGAGCACUGGCUACUCGCCCUGGAAUCACAGACAGAUUGUCCUCUGGGACCCCGAUGACUUGUCGGAGCCUCUGUAUGAAGAAGAUCUUGACGGUGCGGCAGGAGUUCUCUUUCCAUUCUAUGAUCCAGACACUGACAUGCUGUAUCUGGCAGGCAAGGGUGACGGGAACAUUAGGUACUAUGAGCUGAGUUUGGAGAAACCUUACAUCAGCUUCCUGACUGAAUUUAGGUCUCCACUUCCCCACAAAGGACUUGCUGUUAUGCCAAAGCGUGGCCUAGAUGUCGGCGCCUGCGAGAUUUUCCGAUUCUAUCGCCUGAUCGCCGUCAAAGGCCUGGUGGAACCGCUGUCCAUGAUCGUGCCGCGCAAGGAGUCAGCGACAUUCCACGAGGACCUCUACCCAAUGACAGCGGCAAAUAGGGCAGCCGUGACAGCUCAGGAGUGGCUGGCAGGAAUUAACAGGGGUCCGGUCCUGAUGUCUCUACAUCCUGGCACUCGCGUGGUCAACCCUUACCCAGACACCCCCGCAGACAAGAGCUUGUACCUCAAGUCCACAGCUACAAAACUGCUUCCCCGUUCAACUACGGGCCUCAAUGAGAAGAACUUCCUGGAGGAGCAGCUAGCCUACCAGGAUGCCAAAUAUCACAGAGAAGCACACAAUCUUUCAGGGUCGGAGCUGUGGAUGUAUGACGUCACGCCCCAUUGCUGCGAGCCUGCCGAGAGGCCGCCGCCCACCACCGAGGAUGAGCUCCGCGAGGCGUUCUACAAACAACAAGAGGAGAUCAGAGGUCUCCGCGAAAUACUCGACCAGAAAGACGUCAGUACACGUCGUCAUGUUUCUGCGGCAUCAUCGCUAACCGCUAAUUUUCCUCUACGACAGGCGAGGAUCGCAGAGCUCGAACGAGAAGUCGGACAAAGCGACGACCGCCAAAGUGCGACAUGGUGACAGAACCACAACAAUAAAAGGAACAACCCACUUUAUUCAUGCACUUGAACUCCUUCGAAGGCCUGAUGGCGGUCCAGGAAAUCAAUCCAGAUGAGACGGCGAAAAUCAAAAUGUUAAGAUUUUAUUUACAACGUUAAUUUUUGUAUUUUGUGUUUUUUUUUGUUUAAAGUUUUUCCUUUAACUUACAGAAAGUAAAAAAAACUAAUCAGUGUAAACGUGAAGGCAAAGACUGAGGGUAGGGUAGAGAAGACGGUAGAAAGCCCUCUGAACAAUCAACAUUUCUCAAAAAAAAAAAAAUGUUGGCAAAGGUUUGAAAAAAAAAAAACAGGAAAAAUUUAACCCUGAGCGCUCAGAGGGGUUGAUGACAUCCUUGGGGUGGUUUUGGUGCAAUUACCUUCUCUAGCAUUGCAUAUUUAACCAGACUAAAUAUAAAAAUGAGCAUUCUAGCGAUACGUGACAAACAUCCCUUAAUCUUCUUGUGAUGGGUUUUACUCGGAGCACGAAAUCCUGAGAAACUUUGGGACGACACGGCGACAUGGACACAAAACUGAGCCGCGUCUCCUCCAACUUGGAAAGUCAACUUAAGUUUCAAUGUCAGUUAUUUGAACUAAAGAAAAAAAACAGAACACGCAAAAAAAAUCGUGUGUCAUCAGGUGAGGGGUAACCAGUUGGAGAAACGGAAUGCAGCCGGUAAAGUUGGUGAGAGAAUUAAUCGUCUUCUUCAUCUUUGUCGUCGGGGUCCCUCUUCCUCUUCGUUCCUUUGGCGGCCGGAGACGAGCAGUCUUCUGCUAUGGACAUAGACGACUCAAUAUUAAUUGAUGCAAAAGCGCGCGUGCGUACACCUGGGCCACUUACCGUCCUCAUCCUCGUCGUCAUCAUCUUCAUCAUCCAAGUCGUCUUCACUGUCGACAUCGCCGUCCUGAAAAAAAAAAAAAAAGAUGACAAUUAGGGUUUGAAAAGUACGGGAAUUUUAUGCUUACCAUAAUUUUCGGACUAUACACCGCUACUUUUCCCCCUCGUUUUGAAUCGUGCGGCUUAUAAUCCAGUGCGCCUUACUAGUUGAUUUAUUUGGGUUAGUAGGUAACACUUUAUCUGACAGCGGCGUCAUAAGACUGCCGUAAGACAGUCAUAAUUAUGACAUGCCACUUUCAUGGGCAUUAAUGAAUGGUUAUGACAGAUGUCAAAUAAUGUCACUAACUCCAUUUACAAUACAUCCAGCUCUGAUUUGUUACAUCCAUCUAAAAGUGAGAUAAUUUGUUGAAUGACACAAAAUGAUAUCUGUCCUAAGCAUUCAUUCAUGCUAAUGGCAGUGUCAUGUCAUAAUUAGGAUGGUCUUAUGAUGGCCUAAUGGCACCACUGUCAAAUAAAGUUGCCAAAUACCAUAACUAGCAAUUAAUGAAACAACUGAAACAGUCACUGAAGAAGUACUGUAUUGGCCCGAAUAUUAGACUGUUUUUUGCAUUGAAAUAACACUGAAAAAGUGGGGGUCUUAUAUUCGCGGUUUAGACAUUAAACCUAUUCAUGACACUAGAUGGCGCCAGAUAUCAUUGAAGCGAUGUUCUGUCAUGACUAAAGAUGUCCCGAUCGAUCGGCGUCCGAUCACGUCAUUUUCAAAGUAUCAAAAUCUGCAAAAA
Messenger RNA from Corythoichthys intestinalis (scribbled pipefish), 3525 nucleotides. Its product is annotated as coronin-2A-like. The transcript has 13 exons. Gene Ontology annotation, molecular function: actin filament binding. Bases 8 to 1891 code for a protein of 627 amino acids. NCBI's taxonomy places the organism in Eukaryota, Metazoa, Chordata, Actinopteri, Syngnathiformes, Syngnathidae. The record is from RefSeq and is a predicted model, not a curated record.